AGACGGAAAAGGAAACGUAGCGGGUGUGUACGUUGUGUGGGUCGAAAAAUAAAGCACUUGUCUCUCGUCUUCCCGCGAUUGGGAGCCCGUGUAUAGCGGAGAACGCCAUGGCCUCCGCUUCCAAAUCCUUCCUCGCCGAUGCAGGGUACGGGGAGCAGGAGCUGGACGCCAACUCUGCUCUCAUGGAACUGGAUAAAGGUCUACGAUCUGGCAAACUGGGAGAGCAGUGUGAGGCUGUUGUCCGUUUUCCAAGACUCUUUCAAAAAUAUCCAUUCCCAAUACUCAUUAACUCAGCAUUUUUAAAGCUAGCUGAUGUGUUCAGAGUUGGAAACAAUUUCUUGAGGCUCUGUGUUCUAAAAGUUACUCAGCAGAGUGAGAAGCACUUGGAGAAGAUUCUGAAUGUGGAUGAAUUUGUGAAACGAGUUUUCUCUGUAAUCCACAGCAAUGAUCCAGUUGCUCGUGCAAUCACACUCAGAAUGUUGGGCAGUAUGGCAUCCAUAAUUCCUGAGAGGAAGAAUGCACAUCAUAGUAUUCGCCAGAGCCUGGACUCACAUGACAAUGUAGAGGUUGAGGCUGCCAUCUUUGCUGCAGCUAAUUUUUCUGCCCAGUCCAAAGAUUUUGCCGGAGGGAUAUGUAACAAAAUCAGUGAAAUGAUUCAAGGUCUAGCCACUCCCGUAGACUUGAAGUUGAAGUUGAUCCCCAUCCUGCAGCACAUGCACCACGAUGCCAGCCUCGCCUCCAGCGCUCGCCAGCUACUCCAACAGCUGGUGACAUCCUACCCUUCCACCAAGAUGGUCAUUGUUACUCUGCACACCUUUACCUUGCUUGCUGCCUCCUCUCUGGUUGAUAUUCCCAAGCAGAUACAGCUGUUACUGCAGUAUUUGAAGAAUGACCCAAGGGAAGCGGUAAAGAGGCUUGCUAUCGAAGAUCUAAAGUUACUUGCUAAUAAAACCCCACAUACUUGGAGCAGAGAGAAUAUUCAGGCCUUGUGUGAGUGUGCGCUUCAGACUCCAUAUGACAGUUUGAAACUGGGCAUGUUAUCUGUACUUUCCACACUUUCGGGGACAAUAGCCAUCAAGCAGUACUUCAGCCUUGCUCCAGGAACGGCAAUGACUGCAGCAAGAUCAUCUGAUCUGGUCAAGCUAGCACAGGAGUGCUGUUACCAUAAUAGCUGCGGUACUGCGGCUCACGGAGUCCGUGUUCUGACAAAUAUAGCUGCUUCCUGCCCAGAAGAAGAUCGUUUGCCAUUGGAGCAAGAUGCAGUCUUUGGCCUUGAAUCCCUCCUUGUUCUUUGCAGCCAGGACAGCAGUCCUGGUACCCAAGCAACUUUGAAGAUAGCCCUCACUUGCAUGGUGAAGCUAGCCAAGUGUCGCCCUCUUUUGAGCCAGUCCAUUGUGGAGUCCUUGUUGACACAGCUGCACAGCGCGCAAGAUGCUGCCAGGAUUCUCAUGUGUCAUUGUUUGGCAGCCAUCGCCAUGCAGUUGCCUGUCUUAGGGGAUGGGAUGCUGGGAGACCUGAUGGAUCUUUAUAAAAUGAUUGGACGGUCUGCUUCUGAUAAACAGCAAGAGCUUUUGGUCUCUCUUGCAACUGUGAUAUUUGUGGCCAGUCAGAAGACUUUAUCCUCUGAAGUGAAAACUGUUAUCAAGCAGCAGCUUGAAAAUGUUUCCAAUGGAUGGACGGCAUACAGGAUAGCCAGGCAAGCUUCCAGAAUGGGUAACCAUGGCAUGGCGAGGGAGCUCUAUCAAAGCUUGCUGACUCAGGUGGCUUCAGAACACUUCUACUUCUGGCUGAACAGUUUGAAGGAGUUCUCCCAUGCAGAACAGUGCCUAACAGGACUGCAAGAGGAUGAUUAUAGUUCAGCACUUUCCUGCAUUGCCGAGUCACUAAAAUCUUAUCACAGAGGAAUAGCAUCCUUGACGGCUGCCAGCACUCCCCUUAACCCUUUGAGCUUUCAGUGUGGGUUUGUCAAGCUCCGGAUUGACCUCCUUCAGGCUUUCUCUCAGCUCAUCUGCACCUGCAACAGCCUGAAGACUAGCCCUCCGCCUGCCAUUGCCACAACGAUCGCUAUGGCGUCAGGUAGUGACCUCCAGCGGUGUGGACGCAUUUCCAACCAGAUGAAACUCUCCAUGGAAGAAUUCAGGAACCUAGCUGCCAGAUAUGGAGAUCUUUAUCAGUCAUCUUUUGAUGCCGAUUCAGCAACUCUGAGGAAUGUGGAAUUACAACAGCAGAGUUGCUUAUUGAUAUCACAUGCAAUCGAAGCCCUGAUCUUGGAUCCUGAAUCUGCAAGCUUUCAGGAAUAUGGUUCUGCUGGAGUGGCACAUGUCUCAAGUGAAUAUGAAAGGAGAAUGAUGUCUGUGUUCAGUCAUGUGCUGGAGGAAGUGGAAUCCUUGAACAGAAAAUAUGCACCUGUAUCUUAUAUGCACACGGCUUGUCUAUGCAGUGCAGUUAUAGCCUUGCUGAAAGUCCCCUUGUCCUUCCAGAGGUAUUUUUUCCAGAAGCUACAAUCAACUAGUAUUAAGCUUGCCCUCUCCCCAUCUCCACGUAACCCUGCUGAGCCCAUCGUAGUUCAGAACAACCAGCAACUGGCCUUAAAAGUGGAAGGAGUGGUUCAGCACGGCUCCAAGCCAGGCCUUUUCCGCAAAGUCCAGUCCAUCUGUCUGAAUGUGUCCUCAACGCUGCAGAGCAAAUCUGGACAAGACUACAAGCUGCCUCUUGACAGCCUGACCAAUGAGAUGGAGCAGAUGGUCGAGCCUCACAACGAUUACUUCAGCACGCAGUUCCUGUUGAACUUCAUCAUUGUUGGCACCCAUAGCAUCACUGUGGAGUCCUCUGUGAGAGAUCUCAAUGGCAUCAUAUGGAAGACUGGGCCAAAAACCACUCUGCUGAUUAAGUCUCUGGAAGAUCCAUAUUCUCAGCAAAUUCGGCUUCAGCAGCAGCAGGGACAGCAGCCUCCCCAGCCACCCCAGCAGCCACCGCAGGCCCAGACUCAGCAACGAACUGCAUAUUCCCGAUUUUAGCACUCAUUCUUCAUUCAGGGACCCGUGUUGUGGGCACUGUGCUGGUGUGAGGGACUGAAGGCUGGUUGCCUCGCAUACCCAGCCAGUCUCUUUUGAUUCAGCUUCAGCCCUUUCCUUAAUUAAUUUGCAUUCCACUUUUGAAGAAGUUUUUUAGGAUUGUUCUUUGUGAAGGCCACUGUACAUUAAGAACAGUUUACAUUGCUUUCCCAAAUCAGUUGAUCCCCGUGUGUCUUGGCUGUUCAAGUUCCUCUUGGAAGACAGCGAGUGAGCAAGGAAAUGUGUAAGUAUUAUCUGAGUUGCACUCUUGGAGUCAUCCAGUCGCCACCUCCUAAAGAGCACAAACUGGUUUGAGAGCGCUAAGCAAAUGCUACACUGGAGUUCUGAAACCAGGUGGUACUUGCGUGUAUGUAAACCGCAGAGAUGGCAGAUGUCACAAAGUUAGGCCCAUGUAUCCAGACAUUCUGGGAUGAUAAUUGCAAGUAAUGCUUUUGAAUGUUGUCAUACAAAAAGAAAGGUUUAAUAUUCCAGUUAUGGUGACAGUGCUCUUUAUCCUUCUGAAUCUCAGAGAUAGUCAUUUUUGUUGCUUAUGGAUGCAUCACUGCUCAAGAGAUGCCAACUGGGAAACUGGAGACUACCUUGCCAAAGACACUUUCAGCUUGGAUGGGGUUCCAGUCUUCCCCUCAAAAGAAUGGAAAUAAAUCUGUUUCAUCUUUGAGAGACUGGAAAAGCUUAUGUUAGGAAGCUGACAAAUGAGAAAAGCUGCUUUUAUGCUUUUUCACUCCAGUGCCAGUGCUUUUAAGAGGAGGUCCUUGAAGAGACAACUUACUUGAAAAUGUUACAGUGCUAGAAGCAGUGCCUACACCCUCGAAUGUGAAAAGGGAUGUAUCUUGAAUGUUUUUAAAGAUACACUUUUCUGCAAGAGCAAAGACCCUACAAGAUCAUGAAGGGAGAACUAUUUCCCAUUAAUUACUCCUUAAUGAAUAAAAAUCCGGCUGAGAGAUACGAAGAACAUAUUUCUGCCAUAGCUAUUUAAACCGGUUUGUGAAGUGCCUUCUGUAGCUCUGCAGGAAGGAACAGUCAUUGCAUUAUUGCAUGCUCAUUGUGUCCACGUGCCUUGCUUUCAGAUGCCAGAAGUCCAUUCAGGCGGUGAGGUUCCAGGCAUGCAGGCUGCUGGGGGCUUCCCUGAAGAAAAGCAUUUUCUUUGGAUGGGUGCUGCACAGUCUUUUUUGUAGCUGGGAUUUGUUAUUCUUUAUUGGAAAAACUCAGAUGGGUUUUAUUACUCAAAUUGUUAAAGAACAGGUUAUCAUCUUAAUUAUGUAGUGGACGGGAUAUAAAAGUUUUGAAUAAAUAAAGUAUGGAAUAGUCUAAUAAAUCAUUAAUUUUCUAUUUGCA
Messenger RNA from Varanus komodoensis (Komodo dragon), 4409 nucleotides. It is a transcript of the gene INTS7, whose product is annotated as integrator complex subunit 7. Gene Ontology annotation, cellular component: integrator complex. The transcript has 20 exons. Lineage: Eukaryota; Metazoa; Chordata; Lepidosauria; Squamata; Varanidae. Bases 108 to 3017 code for a protein of 969 amino acids. Gene Ontology annotation, biological process: snRNA 3'-end processing. The record is from RefSeq and is a predicted model, not a curated record.